This is a messenger RNA of Malus domestica (apple), 2273 nucleotides long. Its product is annotated as protein WVD2-like 7. Lineage: Eukaryota; Viridiplantae; Streptophyta; Magnoliopsida; Rosales; Rosaceae. The record is from RefSeq and is a predicted model, not a curated record.
AAGAAUAAAAAAAAAAAAGGAGAGACAUCUCCAUCUCCAUCUCCAUCUAAGAAAAUCAUCAAGGAAACUAGAAACCCAAGCUUUAAAGGCAAACAAAACCCCACGCUCCCCUUCUCUCUCUCUCUCUAAAAAAGCUUCUUUUUCUGCACAUUUUUUGGGGGUAAAAAUUGUAAAACCAAACAUGGAAUGGACCCAAUAAGGCGCCUUUCUUGAAUUGCAAUUCACAAUUCAAAUUUCUAGCCAUAUAAACGACCCCAAUUGGAAGGAUUUUCCCAGAGAAAGCAAGAACACUGAAAUGGGUGAAUCGGCCUGCCUGAUGAGCUCAUCAUCCGACCCUUCUGAGUGUUCCCCUGAAGUCAAAGAGGGCGACCCCCUUCACUGCCUAGGAGAAUCGAUCUCCUUCGGUAGGUAUAUGUCAGAACCUCUUGCUUGGGAGAAAUGGUCAGCAUUUUCCCACAAUCGAUACUUAGAAGAAGUCGAGAAGUUCUCCAAGCCCGGCUCUGUUGCUCUGAAGAAGGCUUAUUUUGAAGCUCAUUACAAGAAAAAAGCUGCCGAGAAAGCAGCAGCCUUGCUUGAGGUGACAAAUGCUGAUGCCUGUAAUGUUACAGCAUCAUCGGUAACUGUGUACGGAAAUUGUGAGAGCUCCUCCGUGGACAUAGAACCGGCAAAUGGAGGGAGCCAGAUGGUUGUUGAUAAAGAACAGGAAAAUGUUGCUCCAUAUUCUGAGGUAGAAGUAUACUCAGCUGAUGUGAAUAGCCAUAAUCAAAAUGUUGAAGGGAAUCAAUUGGAUAUCACCAAGGUGGACGGAUCAGAAGCGAUGAUUGAAGAAAGUGUUAAUUUGGAAAAUCCUAUUCACGUUGAAAUAUCAAACCAGUUUAAAAAUGGCAAAGACCAAAAUGAGAUUGUUGCCACCCUAGAAGAGAAGAUGCCAGAGACGAUCCUCCAGGAAGCUUCCGGUGAGGAGAAUCUUGCUUCAAUGAGCAAGAAAAGAUUGAUGAACUCUUCCCCAAGGUUAUCCACUAAAGGUAGAGCACCCAAGGUGCCACCGUCUCCUGCCAAACAAGCAAUUCGUGUGCAAACCAUAAACGGGAAAAAUGCCACUCAAAUGGGUAAGAAGGUUUCAUCAGACUUAGUUGACAAGAGGAGUUUGACUGCAAAAUCUCUCCACAUGUCAAUGCACUUCACUUCUCAUGUGGGCGAAAAUGAAACCAGUAAAAGAACUUCACCAGUUGUUGAGAAGACCAGAAAUUCGAGAAGUAAAAUGACUAAACUUAAUAUCUCCAUAAAUGAUCCGGCUUCUCAUCGACGAACUGCUAUUAGGGCAUCUGUUGGCGGGGUAUUAAUGCAGUCUUCAGUAGAACCAUGGUCCAAAGAUAGAAGGGCAAAAACAUUACUGAAUAAGUCAGUAGCUGGACCAAUUGGAGAUGGGAAAUGGAUAUCCUCCUCAAAAGACCAAUCUUCUACUGCAAACGGAAGUAAACCACGACCCCCUAUUGUAUCAUGUCCUUUUAGAUUGAAGAGUGAAGAAAGAGCAGAAAAGCGUAAAGAGUUCUAUCAGAGGCUGGAAGAGAAGAAAAUUGCCAAGGAGGCUGAACAUAAGCUGUUGCAACUGAGAUCUAAUAAAAGGGAAAAAGCAGUGGGUGAUGUUAAUAAACUGCACCAGAGCACUGCCUUAAAGCAAAACGAAACCAAGUUCUCUCCUCGGGACCACAAUUGCCAAGUAAUCACUUGAACAAGAUUCCUCCGUCACAGUCUCGGUCACCCAAACUUGGGAGGCACUCUACCGUCAGCAAAAUUCUGGACUCAAGCUCUCGACCUUUUGUCAAUUCUCACAGCUCCAAGUGUGUCACACAAAAAUACAAUUUGAGCACAAAUCGAAUGGUGCCUUCUCUUUCAAAAAAGAAUGCUCACGAGAAUUCUCCUCCCAAUAUCCAGAGUUGAGGGUGUCUAGCUUAGGGAUAUGCAUGGAGAUUGAUUGACUCAGCAGGUUGACACCCUCUGAUCGAAAAGAAAAAGAAAAGUCCGGUUACCACCCAGAAGGGCCACAACUACUUUCUGUAAUACAAAAUAUGGGGAAAGAAAAUUAACAUGCGAGGAUAGUAUGGUUUUCUUUCGGGGAACGGGGGCAUUUUGUUGAGGUCUUUCUGUUAGAAGUGAAAUUUUGUAGGGUUUAUCUUUCAUUUCUACGGUGCUUCUUUUGUUCUUUUGGGUGACUGUAAAUAGAUCAAUAUACAAAAGUUAGGAAUGAUUACAUAUUUUGGUUGCUCCAUGUA